CUCAUUAUUCUAGCCGAAGAAUAAACUAUUUAAAUAUCUGAGUCAGAGCUGGGAUGAUGUUGAUGCAAAUUAUGAGAGGGUGUUUUUGCAAUUUAAUCACCAAAGUUUUAAGGACACCUGUUUGGAGUAACAGGCUCUAUUGGUGCCCAAAACUUGUAUGAACCUGAUUGUUCAUAAACUGUUAAAAAAUAUUAAGAUAAACAAUGAUAAAAAAUGAUGCAGCCAGAGAACCAAGCUUUGUUCAAUAAUUAUUGUGCUUGGUUUUCUACUAGUGUUCAAAGAGAUUCAGUAAAGAAUUGGGAUCAUAUUGGCUCACUUUGGGAUUUGUUGUAUAUAUGAUUUUAAGACAAUCCUAAAAAUUCCAGACUGAUUGGAUUAAGGGCAAUUUUGGGAAAUGGUUUUGAAGUUUCUAAAAACCUUUGGGGGGAAAGUUACUGAAGAUUUUGAGGAUGCUGUUUUUAUCUUUUCUGAUGAUCAGACAUCUGCCGAUACAAGAAGAGUAUUCCAAAAGGUUGAAAAUAAGCAUUUGGUUUUGUUUAAAUCUUCUUGGAUUAAUGAUGCAAUAUCAUUUUCAAAAUCUUCAAUGUUGAGUACCAAAGGCAUUGAGAAAUAUAUUUUGCUACCUGAAGACUUGGAGGAGGAGUUGAAGUUAUACUCUGACUUCGAAAAAUGGCAGAAUCAACAUGAUACAUGCAACAACUACAAAGCUGAGUUAGCUAGAAGAACAUUGUUAACCGCAGUAUCAAGUCAGUCAAACAAAGCAGGAUCUGUAAUUAAUUUAGAAUCAACUCAGUCAAAUAAAUCAGGAUCUGAAAUUAAUUGCAAAUCAACUCAGUCAAACAAAGCAGAAACUUUAAUUAAUUACAAAACAAGUGAAAAAGGUCAAAAUUUUGACUUAAAGCAACAAAUAAAACCAAGUCAUGAUUUGUUUGAUGAUUCUAAUGCUGACCAUUCCAAAAGGAAAAAAAUAUGUAAAAAUGUUCUAAACCCACUAGAAGGGAGUAGUGAAUUGGUUUACCAACCAUCGAAAGAGCUUUUAUCUCCAUCAAGAAAGUUCUUGCCGGCUAAAGAUUUCAUUCAAGAUGGAUUCAACCAAUCAGUUUUACUUUUUAACAGAGCUUCUCCAACUAAAUCAACAUAUAAUUUAAGACAUUUUAAAAGUUCCAACGACAUGAUGAAAGAUUCACAGGAUAAAAGCAAUAUAUCGAAAGAACCUAAUAAAAUUAGUUGUUUAAAAGAAACAUUGCCACAAUCAAAAAUAUUAACUCCAAGUGUUUUAUUGACUCCUAUAAAACUCAGUGAUCAAAAAAAUUUAAUUUUCUCCUUGAAUAAGUCUGAAAGCAGCCCAAAAAAUAAAAAAACAAAGUUAAAAGCAUCAGAAGUUAUUUCAACAGAUCUUAAUGUUUCACCAUCAGAUUCCAUGAAACUCACAAGUUUAAGAAUGCAGCCAAAACGAACUCGAAAAAGUAUUAAUUAUGAUGAAACAUCAGAAGUUAUUUCAACAAAUCUCAAUGUUUCCCCAUCUGAUUCCAUGAAACUCACAAGUUUAAGAAUGCAGCCAAAGCGAACUCGAAAAAGUAUUAAUUAUGAUGAGGCAUCAGAUGAAGAUAUGAAUCAUGAUACUAGCCAUAAAGAAGAUUCUUCUGAGGAAGAAAGAGAAUUUUCUAAUAAAAAAAGAAAACGAAAGCUCUACAAGCACAAUCAGCAUCUUGUUGAUGAGAUUUUAACUCCUGUAACUGUUAAUUUGAAACCAAUAGUCCACAUCUCUCCUACAGAUAUCAACAACACUUUGAAUUUAAACAAAAAUGUGAAUCAAGUAAAAGAAGUUAAUAAAUCUCCUCAUCAAUCUUCAUCUAAAGAUACAGAUAGAGAUCAUCAAAAAACUGCUGAUGUUAUGAAGGAACAUAUUAAGACAAUGAAACAUAAACGUUUAGGAGUUAACAAUGUUGAUGAUUUUAUAAUUGGUUCCUUUGCAGGAUUCAAUCAUAUUGACGAUCUCGAUAUCCCACUUUUAUCAUUGGAGGAUUUUAUUGUAAACAAAUGUGGCUGUCGAGUUACAUUGCGUGAAUUGAAUGUUUGAUCUUCGUAAAUAAAAAUCAUAAAUAAACGUAAUAUUUACAAGACUUAUUGUAAAUAUUAUUCAAUUUGUAUAUAGUAAAUAUCGAAAUAAAGGUUUUUUUGUUUAAUAUAUAUUUGUGUUU
This is a messenger RNA of Hydra vulgaris (swiftwater hydra), 2201 nucleotides long. NCBI's taxonomy places the organism in Eukaryota, Metazoa, Cnidaria, Hydrozoa, Anthoathecata, Hydridae. The record is from RefSeq and is a predicted model, not a curated record.